AUGUACCGCUGCACCUUCCAUGAGGAAAAGGGGCACCGAACGAAGGACUACAUGUCGCUCAAACAACAUUUGGAGGAGCUGGUUGCAGCUAGGCAUUUGGAUCAGUACAUUAACGGGGAUAUGAGGGUUGCUCCACAAGGACAAGCUAAGCCAAAUGGCCUUGCCGUCUUGGAUGCGGCCCCUCAAGGAUUGAUUAAUGUUAUUCACGGCAUUAUCGAGCCAGCAUGGGUUUGUGAGCUGAAGGGGAUGAUCAAGAAGGCCGAGCACAUAAGGGAAGUCCUCUCUGGUCAGCCCACCGUGAAGAAAGGGAAGACUAAGAUAAAGGACGUCUUAACUUUUUCAAGCAAAGACUUAGAAAGAAUACAAACGCCUCAUAAUGACGCCCUAGUUGUGACUCUUCGUGUCAAAGACCUCGACAUCAAAAGAAUUCUAAUCGACCAGGGGAGUUCGGUCGAGAUCAUGUACUACGACAUGUUCAAGCAGAUGAAAUUGGAGGACGAAGACUUGGCUCCAGCAAUGUCUCAUUUAGUCAGCUUCAACUCUCAACCAGAAUGGCCGAUCGAAAAAAUCAUAUUGCCGGUCAAGGCUGGGUCAGUCACGAAGCAGGUGGAAUUUUGGGUGCUGAAGGUGCCAUCGACCUACAACUUGAUCUUGGGAAGAGAUUGGUUGCACGCCAUGCAAGCAAUAGCGUCGACUUAUCACUAG
This is a messenger RNA of Camellia sinensis, 705 nucleotides long. Lineage: Eukaryota; Viridiplantae; Streptophyta; Magnoliopsida; Ericales; Theaceae. The record is from RefSeq and is a predicted model, not a curated record.